CGCAGUUCGGUGCAGCAGCGCAUCCCGCGCCUCACUGCAGUGAAAAACGUCCCAUCCACCUACAGCACACACGCAUUGCGUCUCCGCUAGUUAUUUUUUUUAGCUCCCAUCAACACCAACGCGUUAGGAGUAGCUGAACGCGCCUUAUCGACAUUAUAAAUCAGAAAAUAAAUAAAGGAAUAACUUUCUUGUUCGAACCAGAGGAGCUUUUCUGCAUCUAAAGCCUUGUCAGCCUCGACAACAUGGGCCUCAAAAGCCAGGACCCCCUGCCUCCCACUAGCAAUCUCACCUCAGGACAAGUGGGCUCCUUCCAGAAGGUGGAGCCUAAAACCUUGGGGGCCGUCCAGAUCAUCAUCGGGUGUCUUGUCCUCUGCCUGAGCGCCUCUGUGUUGCAGCUCCACGAGAUCCACUUCACUGGUGAUGUCGCUGUCCUUUUGAUUGUUGUCUUACAGCUCAUCCUGUCUGGGUCGGUCCUUGUCCACGCGGGCAGGAAGCCUUCUCUCUUUUGGGUGAAAUGUACCCUGGUGCUGCACUUGAUUAGUGCUGCCUUCUCCACGGCUGCUCUGGGCCUGAUGUCCAAACACCUGCCCUACCGCCAGGACUCCUACCACUGUGAACACUGCCGGAGACUGGAGCUGCAUGCUGUGCAACAUUGUUUCAGGAAAUGCACUGGGCUGAUCGAAAUGAAAUGUAAACUCCUGAUUGACGGCAUCAUAGGUACUCUGGUUAUCUUCCUUAUUCUGGAGCUGCUCAUCUGCAUCACAGCCAUGCUGUUUGGCCUCAGUGUGCUGGCCUCAAGUGGUGGAAUGCAGUCAUCCAGUGGAACUCAGCGCCCAGCCUACCCCCAGACUCGCCCCCCAGCAGGUCCCCCUGCUGUGCAGGCUGCAGCAUCUCAGCAGGUGGCCGUUGUUGUCACUGAACCCGAUUCCGACCAGGUAGAGGAGGUCUCCACUCCCCCCACUGACCCACAGGUGGAGCCCAUCGAGGCGGCUGAGCCCUAAACCAAACCUCCUUCAUCCUCCACUCCAGCCACUUGGGCCGGAUUAUAUGCGCAACAGUGUUGGUCUUAAUCUGAAUUCCAAAUCGAGCCCUAGACAGUUCUGUAGAUCUGAAACGAUUAAAUAGGUGGUGGAAAUUCCACCCAGCCUAACUAAAGGCAAGGUGAAGCAUUUGGCCUACAUACUGUUCAAACCUUUCAUAUCCUUUCAGAUCUACAGGAAUGCCAAGGGGUAAAGGGGCUAGGGGUUAAUUGGGAAUUCAGCUUUCUAAGGAGAUGGUGUGGUGACUGGCAGGGCAAAUUCUCAUGAAUGACAUAUAACUGUUUUGCCGUAAAUGAAGGCACUCAAACCAGUAUUGCCUCAGUAAUUAUUAAGCUAUAUAAAAUGGGAAGAAAAUGUCAAUUGUUACCAAUGUUAUUCAUUUUGAGGAUGUUUGCAAAGCUACGAGACUGAUUAUAAGUAUUAUCAUGGAUGCAGAAAGUGAAGGAUGAACAUAUAGGACAGGGGUUCUACCUCUCUGAUCCUGAGGAGGGUAUGCAGGCUUUUGUUCUAGCCCAACACUAACACAGCAGUUUCAAAUAAUCAACUAAUCAAGGUCUUAGUUUCUAACACUGUCACUGCAUGGAUUGGAGGAUUCUAGGGACUAACUGAAGCUAAUGUAAAAUUGUAUGUAGGUAUACUUUCAUUGCUUCUUUUGUUGUUUUUUUGGUGGCAUCACACUUUUUGAGACCAAAUAAUACACGCUUUUAUCACUACCGUGUCAUAAUACUGUAUAGUGAUGUAUUCAGGAUGCUUCUUGCUUUACAUAAUAUAAUUCUGUUCAUUGUUUUUAGUCUAGUUUUGCACAUUCAUGUAUUUUAAAGUGAAUGAUAUCACAGCUCUAAUCACUUACCAAGCUAACCAACCAAUGCUGGCAAUGUAUUGUCGUGCUCAUUGAGAGGAUUGUAUCAUGUUAGAAUAUAGAAUAGUUGUAGAUGAACACUGAUGAACACAUUAGAAAAAAGCAAACAAAUACUGUUACAUGCCACAUCAACACACAGAAUACGUAAUUGAUCCCUACCAUAGCCUAACCUUUUCCGUGUGUGUUAUGAUUCCAUCAUAAGAAACCUGACUUGUAUGGCAUUUGUUUGAAUAUCUACUUUCUUUAUUUGUUUCUUUAUUACUUGUUUGUUUAUUGAACAAUUUGCUCUAACAAAGCAAAAGAGUCUCUUGCGUAUGCUCUAAUAUUCUAGACAUACUAAAAUACUCAAACAGUAAGAAUAUUCUGGACUGCCCGAAAAAAUAUUAAAAUGUAUGUCCAUUUGACACUUUAACCAAAAGCUAACUGACAUUGUCGUACUCGUUUUUGUGUCAUUCCAGCCCUUGUUGACCACUGAACUAACUUUUGCAGUUCUUCCUUUUGCAACAAUACAGCACUUGUCGACCACCCUCCACCUCUUUUCAUUGUGAAGAAAAGUCACUGCUGUUAGUGUAAUAUUUGUGCAUGGUCCACUGAUGCCUUGUCCUCACAAGAGGGCAGCAUUGGUGAAUGUGUUGAUGUCCUAAAGGUCUGGUUUGCUGUUUAUUUACAAUGUGUUUGACUGUGCUAUUGAUAUGGGUAUUUCUGUUAACAUGCAAUAAAGUAAGUCUUUCAGAGCCAA
This is a messenger RNA of Oncorhynchus keta (chum salmon), 2638 nucleotides long. RefSeq lists its product as uncharacterized. Gene Ontology annotation, cellular component: membrane. The transcript is spliced from 9 exons. The record is from RefSeq and is a predicted model, not a curated record. Lineage: Eukaryota; Metazoa; Chordata; Actinopteri; Salmoniformes; Salmonidae. The coding region runs from base 243 to 1001 and encodes 252 amino acids.